This is a messenger RNA of Mandrillus leucophaeus (drill), 1164 nucleotides long. RefSeq lists its product as uncharacterized. The record is from RefSeq and is a predicted model, not a curated record. The coding region runs from base 28 to 1164 and encodes 378 amino acids. Lineage: Eukaryota; Metazoa; Chordata; Mammalia; Primates; Cercopithecidae. The transcript has 4 exons.
UAGCCCACCCUUCCAGCCUUGCAGACCAUGAAUGGGAUGGCCAAUGUGAAUCCCGCCAGCCGCCCUCACUACGCCUCCUCCAUCCCGGUGCCUCGUGCCUCUUCCCAGACCAGGAUUCCUACACCGGGUGCUUCUCCCCAGCUGCGGCCGCGCCAGACCGGCCUGGCCCUGAGCCCACAGAGAGCGGCCUCCCCCAGACUGGGAAAGGCUGCAGGUCCUUCUAGAAACUCCUCUCCUAGGGCCUCCCGGGGGAGAGGCUCUCCCAAGUUUGCUGGAUCUGUGAGGGAGUCAGCCGAGGAUGGGGAAGGCUCCUCCAGCUCCCCAUGGAAUAGUCCCAGGACAACCCCGAAAGCAGUCCUCUCCAGCCGGGCUGGAUCCGGAAGAAUUGGGGAGAGACAAAGCACCCAGGGAAAGAAGAAGAAAGCCCAGGAAGGGACUCCAGUCUGCCAGACCCGGGGCAGAAGCCCUUCUCGGACGAGCUUUCACGCAGAAACUCAAAUACCAGAAGUUCGGAAGCCUCCCAGCGGCCCAGGAAAAGACCAAAGAGAUAUAAACUACAAAAGUUCUGGGACCCCCAGGUCUUUGGAGCCUGAUGAGCGGGCAGCUUCAUGGGCUUCCUCGCCAGUCUGCAGCCCAGCGCAGGGCAAGCGCCCCUCUCCCUCUCCAGGGGCCAUUAGCUUCUCCUCGCUCCAUCAACAGAGUCAGCCAGUCACAGCCACGGUGGCUCCCUUCCAGUACAGGUUGCAAACUGACCAGAAACCUGGCCCCCUCUCCCAGGGCAGCUGGGCCCUUGAUGGCUACACUGAGCCCCUCCAUGAGACUGAGGAGAGCUUCUCCUGCAUGGGUAAGUGCUCUGGGGGAGACUUCCUCCUAGGCUUUGUCUCAGUGCCCUGCUCCAGCGGGGCAAAACUGGGGCUUAGAACACAGCCCGACCCUGAGAUCAUUGAACAGGAUGGUGUACUGCUUCUGUAUUCUCUGUGCCCUGCUGGGCAGGAGCUGCAGCCUGCAGCCUCGACUCGGGCUGGCUGGCUGAGUGCGGCCGGGGCGCUGCCGGGCAGUGCGGUGUCCACGGGACUGACAGGAAGGCAGGCCGCGGGCUGGGAUCCGGACACCAAAGCACCGCAGGGCGCCGGAGGAGCCGCGGGGCUUCCAUCCUUCCUUUGA